Molecule: messenger RNA, 7072 nt
Organism: Tachysurus fulvidraco (yellow catfish)
Lineage: Eukaryota; Metazoa; Chordata; Actinopteri; Siluriformes; Bagridae
Gene: fyco1a
Product: FYVE and coiled-coil domain autophagy adaptor 1a
Exons: 18
Coding region: 287-4795 (1502 amino acids)
Biological process (GO): positive regulation of autophagosome maturation; plus-end-directed vesicle transport along microtubule
Cellular component (GO): late endosome; lysosome; autophagosome
Molecular function (GO): metal ion binding
Source: RefSeq, a predicted model, not a curated record
UAAUCAGAACCAUGGUAUUAUUUUGACGGUAUUUUCUAAAUACUUUUUACACUUUUUAACUUUUUUUUAAAAACGUUGUGUGGUUUCACGCAAUAUUUACUUCCUAAAAGUUUAGUAAGUUUUGCUUUUAAAUGUUUAUGGCAGUAUUUUUUACCUGUCAAUCAAACCCGUUGACAGAACUAGCAAGUUUGUUCACCUGUUUGUAAACAUCGUACAGGCUCGAGCUCUACAAAAUAGCAGACCACCGAUGACGACUUGAACUGGUUGGCAGGAAGUGAGCAGGAACAUGGCGGUGGCUGGGGAGGGUCAGCUCCAGAGGAUUAUCAGAGAGUUGCAUGAUGCCGUGUCAGAGCUCACCAAAGAGUAUAAAGAGAGCGGAGAGCCAAUCACAGACGACAGCAACAACCUGCAUAAGUUCUCCUACAAGCUCGAGUACCUUCUACAGUUUGACCAGAAGGAGAAGACCAAGCUUCUGGGCACAAAGAAGGAUUACUGGGACUAUUUUAACGACUGUCUGUCCAAAAUCAAAGGAGCCAACGAUGGUAUUCGCUUUGUCAAGUCCAUUCCUGAGCUAAAAACAUCGCUGGGUAAAGGUCGAGCGUUUAUCCGAUACUCUCUGGUGCACCAGCGGUUAGCUGACACCCUUCAGCAGUGCCUCAUGAACCAAAGGGUCACCAGUGACUGGUAUUAUUCCCGGAGUCCCUUUCCAAAGCCACAUCUCAGUGCGGACAUUAUUAACUCUCUUUACGAGCUCAACGAAGUCCAGUUUGACGUCGCGUCCCGGGGUCACGACCUUGAUUCAGCCUGGCCCACUUUUGCAAGGAGGACUCUGGGAAUGAGCAACUCCCCAAACCACGUGUGGAAAGCGCCGAGCCGCAGCUCCAGCAUUAACAGCCUGGCCAGCUCAUAUUCACAGGCCCCAGAGUUUCUCUGCAGUCCAGAGUUUGAGCAUAGCUCGCUAAGUGAAACUGCAGACCCGUUGUCCGAUUCUGUAAUCACCACCAUGGACGAGCUUCGUCUGGAGCUGGAUCAGUCUGAGCUGAAACAGCGGGAGCUUGUGGAGCAUGUUCAGCAGCUUGGCAGCGAGGCCACAGAGCUACGUGAGGUGGUGUCCACACUUCAGAGGCAGCUGGACAUUUCAUUAGCAGCUCAGUCUAACCAUCAGGAGCUUCAGCUUAAGCUGGAGGUGCUGGCAGAGAGGGAACGGACACUAGCCCAAGAUCUGGAGGUCCUGAGGGGACGUGAGGCUGUUAAAGAGGCAGCAAGUCAGACAAUUCAGGAGAAGUUAGCAGCUGCAGAAAAAAGAAACCAGGAACUGUUGGCUAAACUAGAUGGUGUGCUUGAGGAGAAGGGGCAGAAAACAGCCAGCCAAUUUGACUCUGCCCAAAAGAUCCAUGAACUCCUGGAUGGACUGAAGGAAGCAGAGAAAGGCAGGAUAGAAGCACUAGCACAUGGUGAAGAGAAAAGGAUGCAGGCUGAACGUCUGGCUGAAGAGCUCAGAAUGAAAGAGCAAGCCCUGAGAGAUGGAGAAACUAAAAUGGCCGCUUUAACAGAGAAGGGUACAAAGUUGAUGAAGCAGGCUGAAGAACAACGUAAUGCCAUGGAUAAACUCCAGGAGGACCUGUCAGUGAGAGAGAAGGAAGCGAGCGGUCUUCAGAAAGACCUGCAAGAUCUUCAGUGCUGUCUGCAGGCGAUGGAGCAACAGGCUUCUGAAGAGAAGAAAAGGUCUUUGGAGGAGAGAGAGGUGCUGCAGAAAAAGUUGAGCUCUUUAAAAGUAAGCCUAGAAGUUCAGGCGCAAAAACUAAAGUCCCAACUCAAGGCUAAAGAAACUGAACUUAUUUCCAGUGUGAAGAAGAUCCAGCAUUUGGAGGCUGAAGCUGAGAAGAUUGCAGCAGAGAAACAGGGUCUGAACGGGAGUAUAGUAACGCUGGAGACACGCAUCAAAGAUCAGGCUAAGAUGAUAGACGAAUACAAGACCAGUCUCACAGAGCUGAAAAACAAACUCCUCCAGACAGACAAGAUCAACGAGGAAACCAAGAAGCAGCUGAUGGAAAGCAAGGUUUCGUUAGAAAAUGAACUGGCUGGUCUCAGGGCAUCCGAAAAGCAGGUCAGAGGUCAACUUAAUGAUGCCAAAGUGACAGUGGAUGAGCGAGGACAGCAGAUGCGUGAGGAGAAUCGCAGUCUGGAUGAGAAGCUCCAGAAAGCCAUCAUGCAGGUUAAGGAGUCAGAAAGUGUUGUCCACAAGUUGGAGCAGGAGAACACAGAUCUCAGGGAGGAGAACAUAAAGAGUAAAGAUGCAGUCACUGCAGUACAGGAAGAACUACGCAAACUUACCGACCAGAUCAGGGGUCUAGAGCAUAGCCUAGAGGUGGCAAACUAUAAUGAGGCAAACCUCACUUUACAGCUAAAGGAACAAAACUCCCAGCUGGAAGACAGAGAGAAGCUUUGUGAGGAGCUUCAAGAAAGAUUAGAUGAACUGGAAGCCCAGGAGGAAGAGCUGGCAGCAGGGAAGGCAGAUGCAGAGCAAGCCUUGGAGAAGCAGAGGGAUAUGAUUGAAAGGUUGGCGGCCCAGAGGACAGCGGUGGAAAAAGCUCAGCUGGAGACGAAUGCCUGCCGUGCAAAGGAAGCCAAGGACAUGGCCUCAAAAGUAGCAAUACUGGAGGAGCAGCUGAACCUCAAUGGGAAAGAAGUGUCCAGGCUUCUAGAGGAAGUGGUGGACUUAAAGGCCAAGCUGCUCUUUUCUGAGGAGGAGAAUUUAAGGAUCCAGACUAAGCUGGAAAUCACAGAGGCAUCUAGGCUAGAGCUGCAGACUUUGACAGAACAUCUAAAAAAGCAAGCUGAGGAGCAGAACCGUAUUCACAUCAAAGAACUUCUACAGUCCAAGCAGCACAUGGAGUCGAUAUCAAUACAGCUCGACGCAGAAAGAUGUGCUGUUGCUAAAAUAUCAGCCGAGUUCGCUGCAGCCCAAGACGACCUGGCUGUACUAAAGACCCAAAACGAACAACUGGUUAUGGAGAACGCCGAGAGCAGAGAGGGACACCACAAAGCCAACACGGAGAUGGCUGAGCUGGGACUGACCAUCUGCAAGCUGACAGCGGAACGGGAGGAAGCUCAAAAAUGCUGGGCAGCCCAGAGCACCCUGAUCCACGAGCUGGAGGAGCGGGGCAAGCAUGAAACAGAUCGUCUGAAUGCCAGCAUGGCCGCACUGCGGCAGGAGAAUGCCAGUUUGCGAGAGGAGCUCCUACAAACGGAGAAGCUUCCUGAAACUUUGCUGGAGCUGAAGGAGAUGCUGGAGAAAUCUGAGCGUGAGAGAGAUGUGGCACAUGAGGAGACAGCAUCCAUUAGGUUUCAGAUGAGUACAGAGAAUAUGGCGCACCAAAACCAGGUGAAGAGCUUAAAUGACAAGCUUGAGAGUUUAAAAGCGCAGCUAAUGUCUGAAUGCGAGAAGACGUCCAGCCUGGAGGUCAGAGUCACAGAGUUAGAGAAUUUGAAUUCAGACUGCUCUCGACUGAUGGGGGACAAAGAUUCGCACAUUACGAAGACGGAAAGCCUGAUUCGCUGUGCAGAGGAUGAAAUUCAGCAGCUGAAGGAGAGAGCGACAUGUGUGCAGGAGGCUCUUGCACUAGCACAAACGGAGAAAGGCGAGCUGAAGGAAAAGUUGGAGAAGGUUCAGUCUGAUGCUCAAGCCGAGCAAAUCAAAAUGUCUGCCGAGAUUGAAGACCUCGGCAACACGAAAACCAAGCUGGAGGAGCGGCUCAUCGAGCUCAUCAGAGAUAAGGAUGCUCUGUGGCAGAAGUCUGAUGCUCUGGAGUUUGAGCAGAAGCUGAGGGCGGAGGAACAGUGGUGGUUAGUGGACCGAGAGGCUACACACUGUCUACACUGCAACAGCCAGUUCACAUGGUGGCUUCGUAAGCAUCACUGCAGGUUGUGUGGGCGGAUCUUUUGCUACUACUGCAGUAAUAACUUUGUGAGUACGAGGUCCGGGGUGAAGAAGGAGCGCUGCUGCAUGGAGUGUUACACACACCACAGUGCCGUGGUGGAGAGAUUCACCCGCUCGGAAAUCAGCAGCACCACCGACACACCUGCAGAACACGCACACACCGCCAGCGCAGCACCACCUCCACCUGCUCCCCCAUACAUACCUACACCCAGAGUUACAGUAACUGAUCCAAAUGUAAAGCAUGAUGAUGGAGUGUAUGACAUCAUCACAGACGAUGAGGUAAACGGGCUCUACGACAGCGACACACUUUCACAAACAACCGCAGAGUCGCUGGACGGAGAAGCUGAGAGCCGGAACACUCAGGAGCCAGGUGUUUCUGGUAAAGCAGUGGUUACUGAGGAAAUGCCCCCAUCUGUACAAGAUGCUGAAAUCCAUCUACUCAAAUCAGGAGAACUUGCCUCCUUAGUCCUGCUGCACAUCGACCAGAUCCGGCAGUUUGGAGACGCUUCCCGUGAGCUCUUCAUCAAGUCCAGUUGCUACAGCAUCAUCUCCAUCACCGUACACGAGCACGGCCACGCCGUCGGCUGGGUUUUCUCAUCCGAGCCAAAGAGCAUCAGCUUUAGUGUCGUCUAUAGAGAAUCUACAAACACACCUGAGGAGCAGGCCAAGGUUCUGAUCCCCCUGACUCGGUGUAACGCGCACAAGGAGACCAUUCGUGGCCAGCUGAAAGCCAGAAACCCCGGAGUCUACACACUCAUCUUUGACAACUCCUACUCCAGGUUCAUCUCCAAGAAAGUCAACUAUCACUUGACCACCGAAAAGCCCAUCAUCUACGAUGGAAGUGACUGCCCUUAGACCCACGCUGGAUUUUUCUUUUUUUUUAUUUUGUUCCCUUUUCAGCACAACAUGUUGAUCUUCGUUUGGUUAGCACUACAAAAACGAGACGAAGAUCCGAAGGAGCGCUCGGAGGCCGUGUUUGUUAUUAACGAUGUGCCUUUCUGCUUAUUAAUAACGUGUUCCUUUCUUUAAAUUUUUAAUCACUGCACUUUUUAAACAGCAUAUCACAUUAGACGUAAAAGCCAAGCUACACACUACAUCAUCAGUCUGCUGCUAAUGGAAGGGAAUUAUAUAUUUAUAUAAAAACAUAUUUCCGGAUUUUCACACGAGGUUUCUCGAGCGAAAACGUCUUUUUAAACUCCAGCUCUAAAAGCAAAUCAAAGUAAAACGACACUUUUUUCCCUCUCAAAGCGGAGACGGCACAAUUUACCAAAGCUGGAGGUUUCUCACAGUCAGGGAGGUUUUUUUAAUACUGUAAAUUGCAGCUAAGUUCUACAUUACGGGCGACAAUCAAGUACGACGUCUAAAAUAUCCAGGUGCUGUGAGGUAACUGUCGCCUCGACAACCAAAGACAAGUCAAGGAUGAUGAAGCAACACACACAAACACACACACACACACACACACACACACACACACUAUACACACUAUAGCUUUUAGAGGUAGAGUGUGUGGUGGUCUGGGAAAAACCUUUUAUACUGUAUGUAGAAAUUUUCACCAGACAUUUUUUUUAUCUCCUGUGAUGUAUCUCAAGCACAAGCAACGUUCUGACACUAAAUUAAAGAACGUCGAGAAAAAAUUGUUUGACAUUUCGACAGCCGGCGUCUGAUUGCGAGUUGUUCGCCAUGUGACGAACUCACCUCGUAAACGUGGGAAAGUUCUGAAUAGCAGCAUUUUAGCAUCAACGCAAAGAAAGAACAAUAAAACAUCCGACGCUUGAUGUUUUUUAGCAACCGGCUACACAAAUACCUGCAGCGAGGGUUGUAUAAUUUCCUCCUCGAUACUGUUACCAUAACAUUAUUAUAUUAUUAUAUUGUUAUUAUUAUAUUAUCAUUAUCAUAAUUUCUUUUAAAUGUAAACAGUGCCACUUGGUUUUAACGUCGAGGCUGCGAGCGACCAUGUCGGUAGCCUAGGAUGUGGUAGCCUAGUGGUUAAGGUGUUGGGCUACCAAUCGGAAGGUUGUGAGUUCGAUUUCCAAGUCCACCAAUCUGCCACUGCUGGGCCCCUGAGCAAGGCCCUUAACCCUCAAUUGCUCAGUUGUAUAAAAAUGUGAUGAUAAAAUGUAAGUCGCUAUGGAUAAGUGCGUCUGCUAAAUGCUGUAAAUGUAAUGUUGAGUUUCGGUCACUUGCUGAACUCAGAGUUGUGUUCAGUGACAUUUAACAGCUUUUCCCACACCAACACACACACGUCUCAGGGGUUUUAUCUCACUAAACAAACAACACGAAACACGAACACUAACAUCAGCCAAAGUGCCUUAAAUGAAUGAAGUACUUGGAAAAGAAAGUCAAACAUCUCCAAGCUUUUAUACCAAUCUGAAUUAAAACACUUACACAGAUAAUCUAUGUUUUUUUUUUUUUUUUUUUUUUUUUUUUUUUAAAUCUGUUAAAUUACAAAUGUAAAGAAUUGUUUAUUAUUUAAAAGUACUUGUUUAUGUGAAAAACAUGAUGAAAGACAGGGAGUCGUUUCUCGUUUCAAAUUUUUUUUUACUUAUUCGUCUAUUUGUCGUUACAAGAAUUGUUCGCCAUCCAAAGCAGCACUGCGAUAAUCAACGUGUCAUGGAGAAAACAACGUUAUUUACAAUUUUAAAGAACAAACACUAAGCGUCCGUCGCAGUGGGCCGAGGAUAUGCUGGUGACAUUCACGGUGUUUCCAACAUCUCCUGGAAUAUUCAUUUUAUCUGUGGUACAUGCACGGAGUCAGCUUCACCCUUCUGUCCUCUUUCCCUCCUAGUUAUCACAAAAAAAAGUUGCCAUUUUUUAAUUUUUUUGUUUUAAUCAUUUUAUUGUUUCAUUCUAUGUUUUGACGCAGCCGUAAAGCCGACGUGACCGCGGCUGCUUUCAGCUGAGUAUCACAACACUGCAGGAUUUUCUACACGGUUUCGUUCGAGUCGUUCUUUGGUUUUCACGUACGGAUAUACAUCUCAUGUUUUUUAGACAGAUGUUUUUAAGAGCGUUCCUGGUCACUAAGGUGAUAUACAGGUGAUAUACAGUAUGUAAACUCUACCGAGCUUUCACAAGUCGCUGUUAUGAGUUUGUUGUACAUUUUAAAACGAUGUAAUAAAUUUUUAUUUAACGAUU